This is a messenger RNA of Ictalurus furcatus (blue catfish), 2207 nucleotides long. RefSeq names its product upper zone of growth plate and cartilage matrix associated b (gene ucmab). Gene Ontology annotation, biological process: embryonic skeletal system development; regulation of osteoblast differentiation. Lineage: Eukaryota; Metazoa; Chordata; Actinopteri; Siluriformes; Ictaluridae. The transcript has 5 exons. Gene Ontology annotation, cellular component: extracellular matrix. The coding region runs from base 893 to 1429 and encodes 178 amino acids. The record is from RefSeq and is a predicted model, not a curated record.
CUUUAAAAAUAAAUAAAUAAAUAAAUAAAUAAAUAAACCACAACAUUUUCUUAAUAGAACUCAAUGUUUAUUUCACUGAUAAAACUACUAAGGGUCAGAAAAUAAAAGUGCGCGCAAAUUCUAUAUUCGUUUCACAACUGAAAACGGAUCCGUUGUAGCAUGUUUUUGCUGAAAAUCCUACUGAUUCACACCACUCUUUAAUGCACACAUCACUCUUUAAUAACCUACAGUGUGUGUACUACGGAGAGUACUAUAAUAGGGUUCUUCUGUUUAAAGACAGGUGCUCAUUGGCCGAAGGAAGUGAUUGCACAAAAGUACUUGAACGCAGGCCAAAAGGUGCUCCACACAAUGGCUCCUAUCUGUGCUCCUGCAGUAUCUGAAAAAGGUACACUAGAGUAUAUCCACAUUUCCAGCUGAAACGUACAUAUUAAAGGUACAAAAAAUGUUGUACCUUCUGAGCAACAAAGAAAGUUACAGUUAAGUACGUUCUAAGAGUGUUGGUGGCACUCAGAAGAAUGUUAUUUGUGGACACGGUGACGUGGAGUACCCUGCCCACCUUUGCCGGAUUUUACAGACUGAAUGUUGCUUCAUGGCAGCCCAUGUGCUUGUGAGUUGGAGUGAUCCUUACCUUUUUCAUUAGAAACAGCAAACACUAUAAAAUUACUUUCCUUACCCCAUCACCCCCAAGAACUGUGCAAGCUACCCGCUGUGCCACCGUGCUACCCGAUAGACUUCAUAACAAACCUAGCGACACGUAGCAUAACUUGGAAAACAUAAACACUUUAUGUUGUUGUAGUUGACUUGGCUGUGAGAAGCUAUACAAACAAACUACAUAUUAUUCAACUCCGAAUGCCGUAAUUGCCAUGACACAAAAAGUUCAUGCUCUCCUCCCAUGACUGAUCCUCUGAUUUCCUACUGGCACUCCCCAGUAACAAACUCCACCUCACAUCAGAGCUUGCUUGUAUUCCUGUGUGGUUCUCUCCUCCGUAGCUUGGACACAGGUCUAAAAAUGUCUUGGAUGCGCCCUGACUUGCUCACCUGUCUGGCUCUGCUGUUCGUCCUCACCUUGUUUUACGAGGUUGACACUGCAAUCGUGCCCGAUGGCAAAGAGAGUAAGGAAGCAGCGAGUCUACAAGGUGGGCUAAGAAGGAUUUUCAUGGAAGAAAGUGAUGCCACCAACUUUUUCAAGCGCCGUGGCAGAAGGGCAGUGAAAUCACAAGAUGAACUCAACGUUGAGCAGCAACAGAGGCUGGCAGCUGAUGAGAGGAAGAGAGAAUAUCACGAGGAGCAGAGGAAUGAGUUUGAAAAUUAUGCAGAGGAGGAGCAUGAUGAGCAGGACGAGAGAACCCAGGAGAGUACAGAGCAGUGGAGAGAGUUCCACCAUGAUGGCCUUGACCCUUCUUAUGAGUACAACCGCCACACAGUUUAAAGAUGUCCAAAAGACUUUUAAUCUUUUAUCAGCGACACAAAAAUUAUUCUUACUGCCAAAUGUGUAAAAACAUCCUGACUAGCAUGGGACUCGUAUACAGUAGGUUCCGGUCCACUUCAGCAAGGCUUCUGCGAAAACCCAAGGUGUGAGGUUCACCUCCGUUUGUUGGACAAAAACUCGGUGGUUCCGUUUAAAGCAGCCGUUCCAUAUGGCGUGGACGCAAGUAGAAGAAAAGUAGAAGAACGGUUAUAGUAUCACCCAACUUAUAAAAAAAGGGCUGAUUUAGUAUUUAAGCUGUGCUUAAACCAGAUGUGUGAAUGGACAUUAUUCCAGAUGUCAUCACAUGCAUAGAUAAAAGUACUACAUACAGUACAUUGCCUUAUUUUCUGAUAUAUUAGAAAUAUUUUUGCAAUGAACGGGGUUAUGCAUGCGGUGUGAUCAACUAGCACGUUACAUAUAUCAUUAGAUCAUCGAUCUCUUAUUAAUCUCUUAUUAAACAUGUGACAUUCCACAACUAUAAUAUUCAGCGUUAACCAUUUUAGUAGCAGCUGUUUUCAGCUGCAAUCCGCAUUCCACGUCGAAACGUGUUUAUGCGUAUAAUCUGUACUUGUACAUGGGAUCAUAUCUGAUAAGAUACGGUACGAAUGUGACAUUAAGGUGAAGUUAUCUUUACUCUUUCAGAUGUGAUGAGCGACAUCAGUUAAAUAAAAAGCGAUAUCAAAUUCCAAGGCCUGAUUUCUGUCGUGAAAAUAUUGACCUUGCGGGGGAAGAAAAACAA